UUCGCCCCCCUUUCUAAAGUCAGCAAACUAUCAGAACACCGGAAAAGCAGUCCCCGCCAGCCCACCGCUCCCGUUCCCCACCCAAGACGGAUUGACUUGGCACGAGUCACGUCCAAGGUCAACACAGGUCUUCUUUCACGCAGUUGUUCCACCUCCUCUUCCUCUUUGGACUCCAGACAAACAUCCAGGCGACCACCGCGGCCACUCCCACGUCAAAGACCACCGCUGCGGCCAUGGCAGGAACGGACCCCUCCUAGCACCAGAUCUACUCCUCCUCCUCCCUCCCGUUCCCUCACCGCCACGCCACACUCUGUAAUUGCUCGCAGCAGGACCCCUUCAGCCAGCAGCACAACACAAGAGAGCCUAGAGGUGCAUUUGGGGGAGCGUGUAUUGGUGGUGGGACAAAGGACAGGGGUUGUCCGAUAUUACGGCAAGACCAGUUUUGCUCCAGGAUUUUGGUUGGGGAUUGAGUUGGACAAGCCGAGCGGAAAGAAUGACGGAUCAGUUGGAGGAGUACGAUACUUCAGCUGUCCUCCGAAACACGGAGUCUUCGCCCCACCCUCACGAGUUCAGAGCAGGAUUCAUGGCUCAGUGGACUGUCUGUCAGAGCUUUCCUCAUCUCGGAUGAACUAUUCUUUCACAGGAAUUCGACGCACUCUCAGCACUUCCUCAGCCAUCGCCACGAAGAGAGAACCGAGCCGCAAAAGUCAAGCAAGCAGGAACCGUUCCAGUAAUUUGCGGCGACGCUGGAGCACGGUCAGCGCUGGCUGGGGUACAUCAAGGGCAAACAGCAGCGCUGGCCCAGGGCCUAACCGAGUGGGUGGCACCACCAGUUCCUCUGGCUCAGAUGGCACUGUCAAACUCCACCUGGGCAUGCAGGUCUUGCUAAUUAGUGCCAAUGAGAUGGGCACCAUCCGCUACAUUGGCACAGCUAACUUUGCCCCUGGCCUCUGGCUGGGCCUCGAGCUGCGAAACCCGAAAGGAAACAACGAUGGUUCUGUGGGCAGCCGACGCUACUUCAGUUGUCGACCUGGCCAUGGGGUUCUGGUGCGCCCCAGCAGGGUCACGUACCGUGGUAUCAACGGGGCCAAGCUGGUGGAUGAAAGCAGCUGAGACCGUCACACGCUGAAACGUGGGCUUCCCAUCUCUCCAUCCAUCUGGCUUUCGCUUCAUUUUCAUGUUUCAUUCAGAAACAUUUAAUGUUUCUAUGGAUUUGUUUUGACAUUUCAACCAACCUAAGGAGACAUUUUCUUUCUAACUGCACUAAGACUCAUACUUUCACAGCUGAUAAACUGUAUACUCCAUUUUCUAAACUAACUAAAUAUAAUGUGUGGGAGCAAAUAUUCUUCUGAGGUUUUAGUUUUAGCUGGAGGUUUGAAUUCAGAUGCUUCAGAUUACGUAAACAGUAGCAGUCUCUGAGCACUUUAAUAAAUGUGGGUGAAGACAAUGACUUGAAUGGCAGGAUUUAAGAAGUUCAGACAAUUUAAUAACUUCGGUAGCUGUGACUAUCAGCUCCUCAAAUCCCCUCAGACGUUCUCUCAACAGAAUAAAGCAUCGCUUACUGUUUGUCUACUCUUUUCAGAAGGUGUGAGUCCCUUCAGAACAUGGCACUUAUACAUUCAGAAACGUCUAAUCUUUCAUCUUGAUGCGAGACCAGUUACGAUUAAAUAAUAAGCACUUUAAUAGUAUCAUAAUCCAAGAUCUAAUCAGCUCAGUGAAUAAAAACUUGAUAGUUCCACAGAUGAUGUAGCAGUUGUUGCUGCUGACAGACUUAAUCAGGUUUUUGUUUUGCCUGUAAUAAAGAACUUCUCUUGACUGAGAGAUCCCUAAUAGAAACUUAAGUCAGUUUUAUGAAGUCAUUUAAAGAUGAUACACAGACCAAACAGCGAGGGCUAAAUCAGGAACUGAAAAGAUCUACCUUUAUUUUCGGUUUAAACUCAUAACAUAUGCGUGUCUGUGGAUAUGUUUUUGUUUUGUACGGUUUAGUCUGUAAUAACAAAUCAAACAAUUGUUAAGUGACUCCAUUAUAAUGAACCGAUUAGUAUUUGUUUCAUAUUUACAGGCAAAUAGGCAACAUACAGGCAAAGUUAGCAUUUAUCCAUAUUUAUAUUAGAUCAUAAAAAUCCUUAAUGAGAAGAGACUGGCAUGAUUUGAAUUUUUUAUUUUUUUUUUCCUCUCAAAUGCAACUGUUUUCCUCUCAAAUUCCAUUCCAUUAUUUUUGAAUUCCUUUCCAAAUUCUUAGUUCAACAAUGUCUAGGAUGAGUUUACAGUCAGUGUAAAUGCAGGAAUUACAGAUCUAUGGUUCCUCAGUGAUCAUAUCAUUUUGCACUAAUGAGAAAAUUAUGAAAAUAUGAUGUUUAUGACAUUGACUAGGUAUCAGAAAAUCCUAAAAAGAAAUUCAUGAGGGUUAAAAUUGGCAAGAAAACCAAUAAAUGAAAAGGGUUAUAAAAUGGGACAAUUUCCAAUGGAAGUUGGAGUCUUCUUGCACAUUUCAGCCUGUUUCCACAGGGGUGUUUUGUACUGUCUGUACAUUAUCUGCUUCGUUCUGGGUGUAUAUUUUGUGUGAAUUAAAAUGUAGUAUUUUAGUACUAACUUAAAUCUGAAUUAUAAAAUGUAAUGCACAAAGAACGUUUGUCAAAUUUGCCGAUUACAAUAAAAGUUAUAAUAAUUUACUUUUGUUUUCUUCA
Molecule: messenger RNA, 2687 nt
Organism: Sinocyclocheilus rhinocerous
Lineage: Eukaryota; Metazoa; Chordata; Actinopteri; Cypriniformes; Cyprinidae
Product: CAP-Gly domain-containing linker protein 4-like
Exons: 7
Coding region: 625-1113 (162 amino acids)
Source: RefSeq, a predicted model, not a curated record